AGGACGGCGUCAGUUCCGCGUGCACUACGAGAGUUUUCGAUAGUCAUGACGUGAACUAAAAUAUAUUAAUACCUUCGAUAUCUCAUUUUUGUAUUUUCAUGCUUCGUUUUCAUUCGCGCCAUUUUUUUUUCUGUGUGUAUUAAAGCGCGUGUUCUCGGCUUCAUUACACUUAAAAAUCAAAAACCCGGGUGCUGUGGACAGCCCGGUAAACGCCGACGCUGCCCAGUCGUAAUUGUGGAUAUCGAAAACCACCAAAAAGCGUUCCAACAUCGACGCUUUACUGUUGAAUUUCUUAGUUGGAGAAUGUUAAUAAAAAACAUCGUUUUAAGACCGUUUGUUUUUAGGCGUGCCACACGUUUGUUUCAUCAACGCCAUCAAAGCAGUCCGUUAGGGCUUCAGUUCUACACCGUCUCACCUCUUUCGCGUUGGGGCGUAAACACGGCACUUCCUUCCCGAAAGUGAGGCACGUUUUCGUUGGUUCUUCUUCGGUUCUUCUUGUUUGGUGUUGGUAGGCCGCUUCUUUCUUAUUUUCUUUGCUUAAAAAAUUACAUCCGUCGACACCAUGCGAAAGGGCGACAGUGGGCCUCCGGGUGUCAGCGGUGACGAGGCGAUGGUGGUGCCACCGUCCCCACAAUCCGGUCCAUUUCAGCGCCUCCGUCAUGGUCCUGCAGCGCCGGUGACGAUGCCCUCGGCCAAGCGCAAGUCCGCUGCCCACAACAGGAUUUCUGCAAGAGGACGCAUUUACUACGCGAAGCUGGUCACAACCGCAACUACUAUUAUAAUUAUGUGCAUCCUUUAUAACUCGAUUGGAAGCACCAUCACAGUCCCAAAGGUCACGAUCGUGCCGGUGCACCCCGUGCAGCUGGAGCCCGGGAAGGCCAACCCCAUCGCGCUCAUUAUGCCGCUCGUCGGCUACCCGCUGAGCAACAGCACAGGAGUGGAGUUGCUGCGUGAGCUGCUGCAGCCGCUGCUGCUGUCGGAGGCGGCGCUGUGCUACCGCGCGGACGACGGGGCGGCGGUGCCGGUGGUGGCGCACGCCGUCGUCGUGAGUCGCGUGUCGGCCACUGCGGUGCGGAGUGCGGUGCGUGGCGUGUUGGCGAAGGGCUCGACGACGGCGGGGUCGGCGGUGGCGGCGGCCCAGAGGGGCGGAGCGCUGACGUCCGGUGCGCGGUGGCGGACGUGGGAAGUGAGUGUUGCGGCGGUGCGCUUGGCCCUGCGACUGACGAACGCGAACGACGGCGGAGGUGCGCGGUGCCUGGCGGAGGCGGUGACGGUGGUGGCGCACGCGGUAGAAGAUUGCGACUCGGUUUACGGCACGGAGCCGGCGGAGACGCUGGAGGUGUUGGUGGACGCCGGUCUGCGGACGCGCGGCGGGGGUGCGGGGACGCACUUUGUGGUGCUGCCGUCCUUCUUGGGCGCGUCGAGGAUGGCGCACACGGAGCCGGACGAUGCGUCGGAGGCGCGGCGCGCGGGAACGGGGCUGUUGGAUGCGCUGCUGCGGACGGCGACGACGCGCAACGGCGGUCGUGUGGCGGCGGCGCAGUGCACCAUCCUGGCAACGGCGGAGCAGCCCGGCUCGCCUUCCCUCCUUCCGCCCGGUCUGGUACCAGCGGAGCUGUCGCGGCACGACCUGCAACGCCUGCAGGUGCUGGAGAAGGCAGCCAUUGUGGGCAGCACCAACGAUGACACGAUGCUGGUGCCUUUUCUGGCGCGGCGGUUCAGUGGGUACCUCGCCACGGAUCAACGCGCCUCGUGGGAGGAGGUGGUGGACGCGGUGUCGCUGAACUGCGGUAUCUUCAGCCGCAGCCUCUACAACGCCGUCGGCGGCCUCGCAGGCGCCCUCUCCGUAAGCGGCGCGCAGCACCCCUCGAGUACGCUUCCCGAUCACGUGCUGGCGCGCCGGACCGCGGGGGGUGGGCGCUGUCGCUGCGGAUGCAGGAGGUGUACCCGGACUGGCAGGUGUGGAGCAGCCGCGGCGUGGCGGUGCUGCGGGACGACCUUACGGCGGGGCGCAGCAGCCCGAUAG
Leptomonas pyrrhocoris is the source of this 2026-nucleotide messenger RNA. RefSeq names its product mannosyltransferase-like protein. The record is from RefSeq and is a predicted model, not a curated record. The transcript has a single exon. Bases 563 to 2026 code for a protein of 487 amino acids. Lineage: Eukaryota; Euglenozoa; Kinetoplastea; Trypanosomatida; Trypanosomatidae.